UCGUACUUAAAAGGACUCUAGGAAGAAUAGUUAUAGGAGAUCUGAAUAAAACAAACAAACAAUUAGUUCAUCUGUCAUUUUGUUCAGCAUAUCAAAGUGUAACCUCCUUGAACACACACAUAAUCCUGGAGUUUUUCUUCUGCGUUUAAGCGGACUGAGCACAUGCAUAUGUGCGGAGGUUCACUUCAAACAUAGUUUAUUGAGACUCCUUGAUACGAGUGACUUUUACUGUAGGUUAAUUAAGUGACAUGAGUUCAUUUACAGGCUUUUCCAGUUUGUCAUUGAUCCUUACACUACCAACGUUGGCGUCAGUAGUGACCCGUAUGCAAAUAGGUUCACCUUUGUGUUUGUGUUUGGUAUCACUAACAUUUUUGCGUUUGAAAGGGUAUGUGCGGAUUGAUACAAUGAAGUGAAGGUGAUGUGACGAAAGAAUUAAGAUUUUUUUCGUGUGAGCUGACUAAGCAUGUGCACUUCCUCUGAAACUAGAAUGUUUAAUUUAACUCUGCAGGUGUUGCUGUUCAAGGCCACCAAAGCAAGAUUGGAAAUUUUUUUUGGUAUCAAAUGUUUGUGUUGAACUAUUUUGCGACCCUUGCGGACGUAUAUCAUCACGUUAAACGACCAAUGGCAGACAUUCAAGUCUACAAUUAAGGUUGCCGACAGUUGCUGUUAACAAUUCACCUAAUACGCGUUAUUAAUUUGCCAUCUUCACGAGUCAUUUAAUUGCGAGCGCCUUCGAAGACCUUUGAGAAUUCAAGAAGCUGUCUUGGAAGAAUAGACUGCGCUUAAAAGCGUCGUAUGCGCCCUUAAGCAAGCACUACAUCAUAUAACCAGGAUGGCAGGAUCAGCCAGGGAAUUUGAAGGAAUAACUGAUGAUGACCUACGCCACUUUGAUUUCGUCCAAACCUUACUCCACAUAUCCCAGUCUCUCACGAAGGAGGAGACCACAGACGUAAAACUGUUCUGUAUGCACCUCAUUCCGAAAGGCAAGGCGGAAAAACUCAGAAGGGCAGUGGACGUUUUCCGCGUGCUGAUUGAACUCCGCAAAAUAGACCGAGAGAACUUGGACUUCGUGGAAGAAAUCCUGGAAAGAAUCGGACGAGAAGACCUGAUCAGAGAUGCCCUGAGGCCGUUCCAACCGCCGGACCGAGAGAUUCCGGAAAACCCCGAACUUCAACCAAGAAUCAGCGCUGAGAACGGAAAUGAAGAAGGAAUUACAACGUCCAACACCUACUGGGUCGUGCACGGCCCAGCACAUAUGAUCCAGGAAACUCUUGAUCGAAACAGAAACAGCAUCGCAUCGCUGAUCGGCACCAGGAAGUCACAGGUCAAGUUCAGAGGGUACAAGAAGCACAAGAGCAUCCUGGUGCACUUCUCCGUUCCGCGGGAGAACACGGCGGUGCUGAGGCACAUGGCGGAUCACUCCGACCCGAGACUUGUGUACAUGGGCGUCAAGUCUCUGCAGAUCGAUGCAGAACGUCCCAUCAAAGUCACGCAAGGGGCAAUGUUGAAUGAUAUCAAAAGACAACGUCCAGUCGAUGACAUCGAAGUAGGGUGCAGUACCAAGACCAAGCAGCAGAGGGCACCACAGAGCUGGACAAGCCUGUCUGCCCUGAACCUGUUCUCGGACGCCCUGCCGCUCCAUCUGCAGGCAGCCGCGAGUCUGGAGUACCAGGGCUUCUCCUACAGCCUGGUCCGGGCUCUGGUGCAGAAGGAUCGGCUCAGAGAACACCAGAUGAGGCAGGCUAUCCAAAACUUCAGAAAGGCAGAAGCUGUGGACUCCGCAACGCUCAUGACCAUGCGCUCCAAGCUCACUAUUGCAGAGAACAGGUUGAAGGAAGCCCUUGAGACGAUCGAAGUUCUUGAGAAAGACCUCCAGCGUGCCCGCGAAUACGCAGAGAAGGCCGCUAAGCAGAUGACGUCGCGCCUGUCAGAUUAUACGGGAGAGAAGCCACCCGGAGGUUGGCCGCUGGAGUACAGAGGAGAGAAGUCUCCUGUUGGUUUGUCAACACAGGACGAGAAGGCAGAGGUAGCUACACAGACACACCUUGCGGACGAUAAUGGUAACGCAGGGAGACAAGCAGGCGUGGUAAAGGUGGUGCAAGUAUCGACUGAAGAGGCAGCAGAUGAGAGCGCUGCAGUGCUAGGUUUUGACGGUAGCAAAGAUCGAAGCGACACAGGAACAAUGGAGGAAACGCGACCCAUUAGGGCAAAGGGAGCAGCACUUGGUGCUAUUAGCGGAGAGAGGUGGAGGAAUACAUUUACUUUUGGUGAGCCGGGAAAAGAACCUGGUAAAUUCGACAACCCAUACGACGUUGUGGUGUCGCCUAGCAACGAGAUAUUUGUGGUCGAAAAGGGCAACAAACGAGUCCAAGUCCACGACACAGAGGGUGUCUAUCUCCGACACUUCCCAACACUGGUGCCUGGUGCAGAGGACGGAGAGAUGACACCGCAUGACAUUUCUAUCGAUGACAGCGACAGCACGGUGUGGGUAGUGGGAGACGACGGUAAAGCAAACCAUCACGUCGUUCAAUACAGCAAGGACGGAAUCGCCAUGAGGAAGUUUAGCCUCCCGAGGAUCAGGUAUUACCGAGGAAUUGCGGUGGACAGUCGCAGUCGCCACAUCCUGGUGACUGAGGCGGAUAGGGGCCAUGGUGAUGUGCAGGUGUUCCGCCCAGACGGCUCGCUGGUGAGGAGGUUCGUGCAUCCAGAAAUGCAGUACCCUCGGUACUUACUGUGGACUUGGACGGAAACGCCGUUGUGUCGGACUGUGCGACCGACUCUGUCUACAAGUAUGACGGCUCGGGGAAGUUCCUCCUCAGGUUUGGGGGCAGAGGAUGCGGCAAAGGUCAGCUGCGUUUCCCCCGCGGGGUCUGUACGGACAGUCAGGGCCACAUCAUCGUAGCAGACUCUUCCAACUGUCGAGUACAGAUAUUCACAAGUCGCGGCGAGUAUGUCUGCCAUGUCGACACAGGGGCUGGGAUACAGGGCGUCGCCGUGGGCCCGGAGGGUCAACUGGUACUCACGAAUUGGGAUGACGACACAGUGACUAUAUUUUCUAACAAUUAAUCAACAUCAUACAUUUUAUUCUCACUUCGCUCGAAGAUCCAACGUCCGGAGAACUUGAGAUUCCUGAUGAUUUUGUGUUAGCCGGGGGUACCUGGAAUUUUUGUUGACGUUCUCAGAAUUCUGCAAAACUGAAUUAUUACCUGGGUAUUGAUAACCUUUUUAGCAUUUACAUGUAGAUCUACGCCAUACUUGUAGUCAUUAAUUCAUUGGUCACUACUUUGAAAACAAGUUUUCCAAACAUAGUGUCGCCAGUUAUGACAAACAUAGCAACACUUGACAUCAAAUAUAAGGACACGGCACAAUGGUUCAGUCCCAGCUCAGUGGUUGAAAAUAUUUAUUCACUAACAGUGACUCUUCACAAAGUAAACAUUAAUUUCCCUAUAAAACAUGACUAUUCAAUACAAUUUGUGGGUGGCUUAUACCACUUUGCGAUGGGGGUCAACUUUGCCCAUUACAAAGCACAUAUUUCCAAGAAUUCACUCAGAAAAUGGCUGCAUUCAAAUAGUGCUAUCAAGUAUUAUCAAACAAAAAUGCACAAUUUUGUCUUUUGAUAUUCUCACGAAUUGGGAAAAAGCCAACAGCUACAAAUUGCAGUACUACACGGUACCAGGUGGCAUCACAAUUCUUACGGUGAUUUGCAACUAAUCACAAUUUACAACAAAAAGUAUGACACAUUUGCUUCAACAUCCAAGCCAGCAUUUUUCCUUAACUUAGCAUACGUAAAAGCACAGUGUGUGUGAUAGAAUUCUGCUUAAAAUGAUAGAACUCUUGCAUAAAAGUACAUCUUAAAAUGUCAAAACAUUCACAACAAAUUGAAUCUGACGUUGUAAAAACCAUUCAAAUAUGUCCGCACAAACCAAUCAUUUACAACAAUUCAUUUCUUCCAGAAACUUGCUAAAACUACUAACGGUAGGUAAAGGUAGUUCCUUAGCCUUUUUGAGACUGUAAAACAGGGGUUUUUAUCCACUGUGUGUAGGGCUCAGUAUUGGGAGGCAGAGCCCAUCCCUCUCCUUGCAUUGCCUUUUACCUCCCCAACUGAAGUCAGAUACCCGUACCCAUAUACAUUAUUACAUAGAUGGAGUGAGGAAAUAUGUGUAAAGUCCCUCUCCCAAGAGCACAAGAUCAUCAGUAGCAUGCCAGGGGACUCAAACCCAGGACCUCUAGGUUCUAGGCCAAAUACCCUAAU
Molecule: messenger RNA, 4252 nt
Organism: Branchiostoma floridae (Florida lancelet)
Lineage: Eukaryota; Metazoa; Chordata; Leptocardii; Amphioxiformes; Branchiostomatidae
Exons: 5
Coding region: 833-2902 (689 amino acids)
Biological process (GO): regulation of apoptotic process
Cellular component (GO): extracellular region
Molecular function (GO): protein binding
Source: RefSeq, a predicted model, not a curated record